This is a messenger RNA of Anopheles bellator, 937 nucleotides long. It is a transcript of the gene Dll, whose product is annotated as homeotic protein distal-less. The coding region runs from base 14 to 937 and encodes 307 amino acids. Gene Ontology annotation, molecular function: RNA polymerase II cis-regulatory region sequence-specific DNA binding; DNA-binding transcription factor activity, RNA polymerase II-specific. The record is from RefSeq and is a predicted model, not a curated record. Gene Ontology annotation, biological process: regulation of transcription by RNA polymerase II. NCBI's taxonomy places the organism in Eukaryota, Metazoa, Arthropoda, Insecta, Diptera, Culicidae. The transcript has 8 exons.
CCCCCAGUCCGGCAUGGACGCGCCGGAUGCGCCCCACACGCCAAAGUACAUCGAUGGCGGGGCGACGGCCACCGCGCCCGGCAAGUCGGCGUUCGUCGAGCUCCAGCAGCACGGGUACGGUGGCAUCCGGAGUGGCUAUCAGCACUUUGGCGCCCAGGGUGGCCAGGAUUCGGGCUUCCCGAGUCCGCGCGGUGCCCUCGGCUACCCGUUUCCCCCGAUGCACCAGAACUCCUACUCUGGGUAUCAUUUAGGCAGUUACGCACCACCCUGCGCUAGUCCACCAAAAGAUGGAUUUUCUAUCGGGAAUAAAUUAGAAGACACCGGUCUGCGGGUCAACGGGAAGGGCAAGAAGAUGCGCAAGCCGCGCACCAUCUACAGCUCCCUGCAGCUGCAGCAGCUUAACCGAAGAUUUCAACGCACCCAGUACCUGGCGCUACCGGAGCGGGCCGAGCUCGCCGCCAGCCUCGGGCUGACGCAAACACAGGUGAAGAUCUGGUUUCAAAAUCGACGAUCGAAGUACAAGAAGAUGAUGAAGGCGGCCCAGGCACCGGGCGUCGGUGGAGGACUUCCAUUGGGUGGACCGAACCAGGGCGGCCACAGUCCGUCGCAGCAUCAGAACAUGCACCAAGGUACGUCGCGCGGUGGCGGUUCGAGCAGUGGGUCACCGUCGCAUUUCCUACCUCCCGGACACAGUCCAACGCCCUCGAGUACGCCCGUCUCGGAGCUGUCACCUGGUUUAAGUCCGCCCUCGCAAGCACCCUGGGAGCAGAAGCCACCGCCGCACUGGGCCGACCACAAGCCCCCGCAGAUGGCACCGCAAACCAACCACGCACCUCCGCAGCCGACGCACGCACCGCAGAUGGGCGGCUACGUACCUCAGUACUGGUAUCAGCCGGAAACGAACCCGUCACUGUUAACAGUGUGGCCCGCGGUUUAA